CAGCGCUGGUUUCCAGGGAGUGGCACCUGCACCUGUCCGACCUGUUUUGGGGACACAUGACUCCGGAGGAAUUUCCCCCGCUGCUCCCGACCAUUGUUCAACGGACUCUUUUUCGUGGGCGACAGAGAGAGAGAGAGCCUGAGGCGAGGAGGAGAUAGAGAGAUAGAGAGAAGGGAGAUAGAGAGAUGUCGGAACCAGCCGCAAAUCCCGCCGCCACCUCGUUCCCAGCGCCGACCAUUUCUCUUCCUUUGGGAUUGGAAGUAUUGAGAACUUACUCUGGAGCCCUUGUCUGUUUAGAAAUAUUAUUUGGUGGUCUAGUAUGGAUCCUGGUUGCGUCCUCCAAUGUGCCCGUGCCUCUGCUGCAGGGCUGGGUGAUGUUUGUCUCCCUCACCACCUUCUUCCUCUCCUCCGCCUACCUUGCGCUCUUCGUCACCGGUCUGGCUGACCGCAUCAACACUAAUUGGAAUUUCUUGGAUGUGUUUUACCAUUUUUUAGCUUUGCUUUUCUACUUUGCUGCCUUUGUGCUGGAGGCAGCUACUACAGCAGCUAAUGGAGGAGCUUACGUCAAGCAACUGAAUAACACCAUUCCAAAUGUCAUGUGUAUAACCUACCCUCGGGGCAACAUAUUCACAGUCCUGAAUGACAACCAAUACAGUAUUAAUGUGGCUGCCACGAUAUUUGCAUUUUUGGUGACACUAUGCUACGGCUGCAGUAUGGUGAUGGGCUUCAAGAGGUGGAAGAUGUAACCGAGAGAAAACCAGUGCAAACUAGUUUUAUAACUGCUUCAUAACUUUAGCGUUUAUUAUUAAAACAAGGGCCACACCAUCCAGAGCUCCAUGGAGGGCACUGCUAGUCUGUUCAGUGCAGCCUUUGUUAUUUUCUGAUGGGACACUCAGGUCAUCAAAGGAAGAA
Molecule: messenger RNA, 912 nt
Organism: Etheostoma cragini (Arkansas darter)
Lineage: Eukaryota; Metazoa; Chordata; Actinopteri; Perciformes; Percidae
Gene: mal2
Product: mal, T cell differentiation protein 2
Exons: 4
Coding region: 186-746 (186 amino acids)
Biological process (GO): myelination
Cellular component (GO): membrane
Molecular function (GO): structural constituent of myelin sheath
Source: RefSeq, a predicted model, not a curated record